This is a messenger RNA of Sitophilus oryzae (rice weevil), 1970 nucleotides long. RefSeq names its product gastrula zinc finger protein XlCGF26.1-like. The coding region runs from base 109 to 1728 and encodes 539 amino acids. The record is from RefSeq and is a predicted model, not a curated record. Gene Ontology annotation, biological process: regulation of transcription by RNA polymerase II. The transcript is spliced from 10 exons. Gene Ontology annotation, molecular function: DNA-binding transcription factor activity; RNA polymerase II cis-regulatory region sequence-specific DNA binding. NCBI's taxonomy places the organism in Eukaryota, Metazoa, Arthropoda, Insecta, Coleoptera, Curculionidae.
ACUUGUCGAGAUUGUCCAAUUUGUCAAAUCAAUUAAAUUAUUUAAAUGUCAUUGUAUUUUUUUUAAAGUGGUUUUAUUAGAAUUUCUUAUUCUAUAGUAAUAGAAGAGAUGGCUGGAAUACAGAUCGAAACGAAUCGCACAAUAAAAAUUUACAAUAAUUCCAAUUUACUGAAAUGUAAUCCACCAUUAGUUAAAACAGAAAAAACAGAAUAUAUAGAAAAUUUAGAGCAAGAUACGCCACAAUCUAUCGUUCUACAGGGUUCACAUUUUGAAGCAAAUGAAACUGGAAACCAAAUGGAUCUAUCAAAACCAAAGAACUAUAAUAGUGAGCACUAUACUAGUAACGAUGAAUUUGUAAAAGAGUUUUUUAAAAAUUCUUUCUAUAUAAAACAACAAAACUACAAUAAACUUAAGGAUGAAUUUAAACAAGAAUUUGAAGAUUCUGAUGAGGAGGACGAAAACAUGUCGUCAAGUGGAGAAGAUGCAAAAUGCAAUGUCUGUCAGAAGACAUUUUCAGAUGAAGAUGAAUUGAAUCUACACUACAGUUGUAGGAGACUUAGUGAGAAAAAAUUCGCAUGUUGCAACUGCAAUAAAGUUUUUCGAGACAAUACCCAGCUAAAAGUUCAUGUAAGAAAGCAUACAGGAGAGAAACCAUAUGAAUGUCAUAUAUGCGAAAAAAAGUUUACAGUAAAUGGAAAUUUAAAUAAACAUAUGAGAAUACAUACAGGAGAGAAACGUUUUGAAUGUUUGGUGUGUGGAAAAAAAUUUACUCAGUUUGCCCACUUAGAAGAUCAUCUCCUAACUCACACAGAGGAGAGACCUUAUCCUUGCAAUGUGUGCCAUACUGCGUUCAAAACAAAAUCCAGAUUGCAUCACCAUAGCAGAAUUCAUAUGGAUAAUAAUAUUAUUCCAACGAAUAUUCCAACGAUAAAUAGUGUUCGUUGCCCACAAUGUACCUUAAUGUUCCGGACGUCAAGACAGCUAAAAGGUCAUUUAGCUUCGCACGCGUUACAAGCAAAUUCCUAUUACAAAUGCCACUUGUGUGGUAAAGAAUUUCCAACGUACAUGCUCCUGGUAAAACAUGAAAAAAGCCAUGACGCUCCUAGAAAUUACGAAUGUCAUCUUUGCGAAAAGGCUUUCACGAAUUCUUAUCAUUUAAGGAGACAUGUAGAUACCCAUGCUGGAAUCAGACCCUUUAUCUGUAGUGUUUGCAGCCGGCCAUUUCCAUCAGUACAAAAUCUAAGACGUCAUCUCAUGACACAUACUGGAGAAAAACCAUUUCGAUGUGGUACUUGUAUGAGGGCAUUCCAUACAUUGGGAAAUCUAAAUCGACAUACAAGAACACAUACAGGCGAAAAACCGUUUCCCUGCACCUACUGUAAUAAAAGAUUUGCUCAUAGUACAACAGCUAAGGAACAUAUCAGAAUGGUCCAUACACACGAAAAGCCGUUUGGUUGUAGUCUGUGCCAAGAGACCUUUUCUAUUAGCAAAUUACUGUAUAGUCACGUGAGGGAGAUGCAUCCCCAGUUUUUUCCUCAAUUCAAAGAGGAGUGUGAUUUAACCCCCAAUGUAAGGAAACUAAAAUUACAUAUUAAACGGGAAGCAAUGUGCGAGGCGGAUUCUUUCAUUCCAAAUUUGAAAAUCAAGAUGGAAAAAGAUGAGGACACAAAUAAUUCAUUGAUUGAUCCAGUUAUUGAAAUUAAAAAAGAGGAAUGCGAGGCAAGCUAAUAGAGAUUUGGUAAUUGUUUAUAAAUGUGAUAAUUAAGAUUAAUAUUGUGACUGGAUAAAAAUAAUAUACUUUAGUCAUUCUUUUUAAGUUAUGUUAAACAUACUAAGCCAAUAUUAUUUGGUAUAUUUAACAAUGUUAAUAUACUAUAAUAAACUCUCAGGACUAUUUCUAGAAGUUAUAAAAACUGUUGAAUUUAUAUAUGUUUUGUAUAUAUAAAGAAAGAAGCUAUAUAAAUUUUAUU